Molecule: messenger RNA, 2693 nt
Organism: Schistocerca piceifrons (Central American locust)
Lineage: Eukaryota; Metazoa; Arthropoda; Insecta; Orthoptera; Acrididae
Gene: Traf-like
Product: TNF receptor-associated factor 3
Exons: 10
Coding region: 1-1140 (379 amino acids)
Biological process (GO): protein K63-linked ubiquitination; regulation of canonical NF-kappaB signal transduction; tumor necrosis factor-mediated signaling pathway
Cellular component (GO): cytoplasmic side of plasma membrane; plasma membrane signaling receptor complex
Molecular function (GO): tumor necrosis factor receptor binding; ubiquitin protein ligase binding
Source: RefSeq, a predicted model, not a curated record
AUGCAGACGAGCUAUUUCCGCGACGAGGACAGAAACGAGUGCCUGCUGCGACCACCGUCGCUGCAGCGCCCGGCUACGGCGACGCUGCUGCUGGCCAAGCUGCGCAGCGCGCUCGACGAGGAGCGCCGCCUGCGCGGCGUCGCCGUCGCCGAGUUCCGCCAGCGCUGCGACGCGCUCGACCAGUGGAACAAGAAGCUAGUCCAGGUGCUCGCCGCCUUCAAGUUGUUUAUAUACGUGGAGGCGGCGAAGGCGGCGCUGGGCGCCCUGGGCGAGCAGCUGGAGGCGGAGCGCGCGCAGCGGCUGCGCUCGGAGGGCGAGUACGACGAGCAGCUGGCCAGGCUCAGCGGCGCCGUGGCCACCGCCAGGGACCUGCACAGCGCGCUGGAGGAGCGCUACACGGAGCUGGUGUCGUCGUGCGAGCGCCUGACGCUGGAAGUGGAGGAGCUGGCCCGCUCCCAGCUGCUGGAGGGCGACGCCUGGAGGGCCGAGGUGCGGGGAGAGCGACGCCUCGGCGCAGAGAGGGCAGACGCCCUGCGACAGGAACUGCAGGCGCUGAAAAAACGUAUGGAAGAGGAGAACGUGGCGUUGAGCGGCGUCUGGGGCGACCAAGAGGCGCGGCUGGAGAGACUGGAGAACAGGGUGGCCUCACUGGCCUCCAGGCUGGCCGACAUGGACCAGCAGCUAGUCCAGCAGCAGGACCUCAGGCACGCAGUCCAGGUGCCAGGUCGCCUCCUAUGGAAAAUAACGGACUUCGACCAGAAAAUGGCAGACGCCAAGGAGCAUGAUACCGUUCUUCAUAGCCCUAUAUUUUUCAGCCAACAGUUCGGACACAAGUUAAGGUUGGAAGUUCACCUAAAUGGAGUGGGCCACUGGAAGGGCCGCAACAUGAUCGUGGGCUUGCAAGUGCUGCCGGGGGACUGGGACGCCCUGCUGCCGCAGCCAUUCAAUCGCAAAGUGUCCGUCACCCUGAGGGACCAAGCCCCCAACUCGGAGCAGGCAAACAACCUGAUGAAAAUUUUGAAGGCUGGAACAACCAAAGAAGAUCCUGCUGGCUACCACCAGUUCUUCCCUCACAAGACGAUGCAGCAGUUCAGUUACAUCAAAGACAACGCUAUAUACCUAGAAGUCACUGUAGAGUAACAUAUCCAAGUGCACUUCCAUGUGAACCGAGUGCAUUGGUGGAAUCGCUUGUUUUUAAAUGGAUAAUUUAACUUUACAGAUUUCUCUGUUUGACCGCGUAAUGUGAAUGUUUUGUUAUUGUAACGUAUAUAAAACAAUCGUUCUGGUUGUUUUCAAUUGAUGCGUCAGCAGCAGCGGAGAAGUCUAAGGUCAUGUGAGACACAUUUUAUAUAGCAAGCACUGGUAGUUCUUUAUGAUUCUAAUGUUUAUAAUGAAAAAGAAUCAUGAAUGAUCUGAAUUUUAUUUAAUUGUAUUGAAAGAUCAGUUACUACAAAAUGAAACCACCGGAUACCUCCAUCUACAGGUGGUGUCCUGCAGUAGACUAGAUUAAUUACGGAAUGAUGAUGCCGAAACAUGACUGCAGAUUCGUAUGGUUCAGAAUAUCCAUGUGUUGAAAAAGUCAUCUAACGGAAGCCGUUUUUAUUUCAUUUCCUCUUAACAAUAGACCAGUUGUAGUGAUUCCUCGCCCAGGAUUAAUUUUAUGGAACAACGUUAAUCCCGCCAUCUUUUUAAUAUAUGCACAGCAAACAGCUAGCAACACUGACUUUCUUGCAUCCCAUUCCUCCAUUCUGUCUACUUUUUUAAUGUUGUCGAAGUUGGAGUACGUGACACAAUAAGAUAGUUGAUUACACUACAGGAAUUCUCAACUCAAGACUUUUGCUUUUGCACCUGAGGCUAACGCUUCCUCGUUCUGUGUGCGAUGCUAUAUUUUCAGUGACAUCACUGUUCGCUUUUCGAAUCACGUCCAUCGCGAACAUCAAGAAAGGGAUACAAUAUUUAUUAGUAUCCAAGAGAAAUUCUCCAGCCGGGGAAUCAAGUAGUUUCACUUUAUGAAAUCGACAGAUUGCACUUAUCUCUUUAUUAGUAGUAGCCGAUCACGAACCACGUAUGAUUUCCAUCUUUUUAGUCUGUCUUCAGCAGGCAUUCAGGUAUGUGUUUUAUUCUGCCGAAAAUUUUCUUUACAGGUGCAUGUAGCCAUAUGUUUGUUCCAACAAGGAACUUUCUCAUAUCCUAGGAUCAAACUUUCGCUGCUCUCUAGGAAACCAAUGCUCUUCGUGUUCAUCCUAAACGAGUGGUCUCUCUUAUGGAUUUGUCUCCGUAACUUCACUGCGGGCCCUUGAGUACCCACCCACAACAUCCACGUUGUUUAGUGGCUUCUGCGUAAAGGCACCCAUAUGACUACCGAGUAAGGCAACAGACACGUAUUAGACCGCAUCAACAUAAAGAUACUGAACAGUUCAACAUUGUUCCUCAAAUGAUGAUGUAAUUUCUUUCUAUGCAACGAAAAAGAUUAUUAUGCUAGAAGGGGUCAGGGAUUUUCUCUGCCUCGUGAUGGCUGGGUGUUGUGUGCUGUCCUUAGGUUAGUUAGGUUUAAGUAGUUCUAAGUUCUAGGGGACUUAUGACCACAGCAGUUGAGUCCCAUAGUGCUCAGAGCCAUUUGAGCCAAUUAUGCUAGAAGAAUAUUAAUCACGGAACGCAUCUUAUAAUCUUGACUAAACUACUUUAGAUUUCGU